CUUCCUGCCCCCAAGUCUCAUGCAACCAAAGUCCGCUCAUAUGCCGCAGCUUCUUCUUUUGCCCGUGGAGAUCCAGGAGGCCAUUCUGGCCCAGGUGGACUCGCGAGCCUCCCUCGCCAGCCUUGCGCGGGUGUGCCGGCACCUGCAGCCGCUAGCUGAGCGUCUGCUCUACCAGUCCGUCUAUUUGCGGAACGGUGGUGGUGAGACAUUUGCACACGCGAUUGAUCGUGCCCCAGAGCGGGCCACCCAUGUCCGAGAGCUCCUUGUUCAUUACCACUAUGUCGAUGUUCCGGACGAGGAGGACUACUACCCGUUGUAUGCGGAAAGUUUGGCCCCAACAAUUGAGCGCCUCGUUAACCUGAAAUCUCUGGUGGUCAAGGGUCUGGAAUAUGAUGCUCCGAGAGAUGAUGAUGAUGAUAUCUUGGGAGGGUAUGAGAGGGUUAUCGAGGAGGCGAAGAAAUGGGACCAUCUCUUUAUGCAGUCCGCGGUGUCAGGCUCUCGUAUUCUUCCUUCCCUCACAAAGUGUGUAUUGGUCAUGGAUGACCUCGAUCGCUCACGAGAACUCUGGGACUUCGACCUGAGGGCGAAUGUUAUGAUCCACCCCCAUCUGCGGGACCUCACCAUUGUCGGAGCCAGCAUUUCAAGUCUAUUGUCUCUUGUGACUUCACCUCGCUCGACGGCAUUAGAAAAUCUGGUCUUGGAGUGUUGUUGUGUGUCUCCCGAAGGUAUUCGGGAUAUCUUCUCGACGCCCCGCGGUUUGAAGCACUUCACACUCAAGGGGGCCCCUUGGACCGAUAAACCCUCCUACUUCCCAGGGGAUCGACAGACGUAUAUCGACGUUGUUAGCGUUCAAGCAGACUCGCUCGCGACCCUAGACAUGGACUUUCCGCCAGGUCUCGCGAGCAACCCAGCACUGGACUUUCGCGCUCUUCAACAUCUACAAGAGCUUACUGUUGACCCAGUAGCCUUGAGGGGAGAUGGAGACCUCGACCCGAGGGACAAAUUAGACCUAUUGAGAAGCCCAGACUUGAAAUGCCAGCUUCCUCCGAGCAUUCAACGUUUAGUAUUUUUCGAGUAUUAUGAAGGAAAGGUGCCAGAUCUGCAUACGCUGCUCCUCGUCUACAACUGGAUAUCGCAGGGAAGCUUGCCCAAUUUGCGCAGCAUCACUAUCAGAUCGGGGAGGUCAUCUGCGGACACUAUCUUGAACAGAGUUUUCGGCGACAUUGGCGGACGGACAUUCUAUGAAGCAUUCCAGACAGUUGGAGUGGAGUUGCGGGUUGAGUCAGCGCUGCUCAGUACAAAGGCUGGAUAUCAACUUUUCGACUGCUCCAGCUGCGGUGUGUGUUGGCGCAUUCCAGGGUUUACCUCAUUUCCGACGUGGUAGUAUGUUUA
Messenger RNA from Aspergillus heteromorphus CBS 117.55, 1392 nucleotides. RefSeq lists its product as uncharacterized. The transcript has 2 exons. The record is from RefSeq and is a predicted model, not a curated record. Bases 20 to 1384 code for a protein of 454 amino acids. Lineage: Eukaryota; Fungi; Ascomycota; Eurotiomycetes; Eurotiales; Aspergillaceae. Gene Ontology annotation, molecular function: protein binding.